AUGUUAGGUGGAUUAAAUAUGAAAUCAGCCUCAUCGUUAUUAAGCAAGUCGAAUCGCCGUACUCAUCACCCACCGGCACAUGCAUCAUUGAACCUGUCAGCUGCAGUUGAUUGGCGCAAAUCAGAUGCUGUCACUCCAGCAGACAGCCAGCAACAAUGUGGUUCAUGUUACGCUUUUAUGUCAUUAGGAACACUUGAAGGACAACAUUUCAUAAAGACAGGCAAAUUGAUACCAUUGUCAGUACAGAAUAUUCUGGAUUGUUCCGGCAAAUAUGGUAAUAUGGGCUAUAAUGGAGGACUAAUGGAUGCUUCAUUUCAAUAUAUCAAGGAUAACAAAGGUGUAGACGCAGACGCUAGCUAUUCAUACGAAGCAGUAGAUGGCAAAUGUCGUUUCAAACGAGAAAAUGUAGCCGCCACCGAUACUGGUUUUAUUGAUAUUGAGAAGGGAAAUGAAACCGCGCUAACAAUAGCUAUUGCUACAGUGGGACCAAUUUCAACUGCAAUGGAUGCUUCCCAGCCAUCUUUUCAAUUCUAUUCAUCUGGUGUAUAUGACGAACCCAAGUGUACUUCAGACUUGGAUCACACUUUGGUUCUUGUUGGAUAUGGUACAGCAACGAAUGGUACGAAAAAACAAGAUUAUUAUAUAUAA
Molecule: messenger RNA, 648 nt
Organism: Rotaria sordida
Lineage: Eukaryota; Metazoa; Rotifera; Eurotatoria; Philodinida; Philodinidae
Source: the annotation of a GenBank genome assembly